AUGUCAGAGACUACACCAGAGGAACUACCUUCAUUCGACCUGACCCAGAAGAAGAAGAAGAAGACCACUUCAUCAUCAUCAACUGGUGAGGAGAAGAAGAAGAAGAGCACAAAGGUUACUGAACCAGUUGAGGAGGAGGUUGUAGAGAAGAAGAAGAAGUCAUCAUCAAAGAAGUCAAAGGAUGAGAGUCCAGCACAGGAGGACGAGGAUACAGUGGACUUUAACUCAUUGAAAAAGAAGAAGAAGUCAUCAUCAUCAAAGAAGUCAUCAAAGGAUGAGGUCGAGGAGGAGGCCCCCGCCGCCGCCGAAGGCGAUGAGGACAGCGCCAAUGUCAUGGAUCUUGGAAAGAAGAAGAAGAAGUCCUCGUCGAAAUCAAAGGAGGAGAAGGAGGAGGCCGCCGAGAAGGAGGCUGCCGCAAUGGCCGCCGAGCUCGAGUCAGAGAACAUCACCGGCACCCCGUGGGUCGGCAGCGAUCGCGACUACAGAUACGCAGAGUUGACCUACCGUGUCUACCAUCUGCUCCAAGCCAACAACCCAGAGCUCAUGACCGAUCAGAAGCGUGCCAUGAAGACCCCAACCGUCUUCAGAGAUGGUAGCAGAAAGACUGUUUGGGCAAACUUCUCAGAGAUUUGUCAGAUCCUCAACCGUAAGCCAGAGCACGUUCUGUCAUACGUCUUUACAGAGCUGGGUACCAAUGGAUCAGUUGAUGGUAACCAUCGUUUGGUCGUCAAGGGUAGAUUCACUUCACAGCAGAUGGAGGUCGUCAUUCGUCAUUAUAUUAGUGAAUACGUCGCAUGCCGUAACUGUAAAUCACCAAACACUGUAUUAGAGAGAACCAAUCGUCUUUACUUCUUGUCGUGCAAUGUGUGCAAUUCAAAGCGUUCAGUUGUCGUCAUCAAGAAGGGUCUGGAAGUUGGAAAGAACAAGGCGAAGGAGGGUCCCACCCCAUCAUAA
This is a messenger RNA of Acytostelium subglobosum LB1, 954 nucleotides long. RefSeq lists its product as hypothetical. Lineage: Eukaryota; Evosea; Eumycetozoa; Acytosteliales; Acytosteliaceae. Gene Ontology annotation, biological process: translational initiation; formation of cytoplasmic translation initiation complex; formation of translation preinitiation complex. Bases 1 to 954 code for a protein of 317 amino acids. The record is from RefSeq and is a predicted model, not a curated record. The transcript is spliced from 4 exons. Gene Ontology annotation, cellular component: eukaryotic translation initiation factor 2 complex. Gene Ontology annotation, molecular function: translation initiation factor binding; mRNA binding; translation initiation factor activity.